This is a messenger RNA of Suillus subaureus, 5411 nucleotides long. RefSeq names its product SNF2 family N-terminal domain-containing protein. Gene Ontology annotation, biological process: DNA repair. Gene Ontology annotation, cellular component: Ino80 complex. The record is from RefSeq and is a predicted model, not a curated record. The coding region runs from base 347 to 5200 and encodes 1617 amino acids. Gene Ontology annotation, molecular function: histone binding; DNA binding; ATP hydrolysis activity. The transcript is spliced from 16 exons. NCBI's taxonomy places the organism in Eukaryota, Fungi, Basidiomycota, Agaricomycetes, Boletales, Suillaceae.
CGCAAACGAAAUAUACCACGUCAAAUCAGUACAACUUCCCGUCACAGCACUCCCUUGUCUCUCCUCGUAAUCUGCACAGCAACAGUCUUCCUCAUCAUCCACAACGAGCUCGCACUUUUUCACCCGAAAAUUCUUUGUUUGUGCUCAUCACCGUCAACGUCGAGCGCAACACCACCCUUAUUUAGCUUCUGAAGAAAUAUUCGGACAUUAGCUUGACUGCCACAGCGUCCUUCUCUUUAAAUCUCCUGGUCCCACGAGGCGACCUGUCUUUACAAAACUUAAGCUGGCUACUGCCUCAUUAUUUCUUCCUCUCUUUGCAUCUUACUUGUAGCUACUUUGUUUCUCUAUGUCACUCAGCCGAAUUCUCAACGACGAACCACCCCCGGCGAGAAAAUCCGCUUCCUCACGUACUGGUGGCGUCGAUCCUUCGUUAGCAGACGUGUCCCCUCUCUCCCGAGCCACAGUCAUGUCUCCUCAUCCCCAAACUCUUCGUCGGAGUAUAACUCCUCUCGGGGAGCAGCCACCACUUCCUCGUGGAUAUUCUUACCAGACAUCCUCUUAUCAAGGUGCCGGAGGUUGGGAUCCAUACUCGGGUGACUAUGUUCAGGGAGAGAUCCUUCCUCUUGGCCCAGGAGGUAACUAUUAUUCUCAACGUGAAUGGGAUGGACAGCACCAGCCUCCACCUUCAGAACCUCGCGCAUCUUCCGUGGGCGCUUACUACAAGGAAGGCGAAAACGAAUCCACACCACGAAAAAGGAGAAAGGCUGUAGCUCCAGAUGACGACCCCGAUUACCAACCUCCGAUUGUAAAGCGCGCGCCUCGUCGAAAUCCUCCUCGUGCAAAAGCAAAUCGCCCCGAGUCGCCUCUUCUGGAGGGGGUAGAUCCUGCACCAGCUGCACGAGAGUACCAUCAAACUGAAGAGGAACGACGUCUGGCAUCUUCCGACCUCUCGGACUGUGAAGAAGUGUGGAUUGGUGACCUUAGCGACUAUAUCAUAGAGACACAUUUGCGCCAGCGUAAGGUAGAAUCGUGGUUUGAUGCCAGCGUUUUGGAACGCAACUCCAGCACGGCGCUGACACUGUCACGCCACUAUGUGUCCCGCAUUGCACGGAUGCCCCUUCCGCCUCCAACGCCCCCGCCGAUACCUCCUUCUGUUGAGGAGGAGCUUCUGUCUACUAUUCACGCUUCCCCACCUCCCGAUGCAUAUGAUUAUGGAGCUCCGGAUAACUACGAACCUGGCUCGACUAGAUUUGGUGCAGAAGACGCAGCUCGGUUGUUUGAGGAGUCUUACCUCGGUCGCAAUCAGAAGCACAAGGACUCACUCAAGCGUGGUGCAGAUGGUGCAGAUUCAGACGAGAGCAGUGACCUUGAGAUCCCUGUUUCAUCCAGAAACAAACCUGCAGCGAAGAAGCGCAAGGUCGACAAAGACUCUGCUUCAAUCGCUGACGAGUUCGAACGAUCUAUCGGCGGGAUCAGCCCUUCCAAAUUUGCUUCAUCAAAAGCGAAAGGGAAGGGUAAACAGAGUCAGUUGCGGGAAGCGAGCACAGACAGUGUUGUACCGAGUGCAACACCCAAAAGUCGCAAGAGGGGUGGUGGCGGGAAGAAGCUUUUGCCACCUGAUACUCUUGGGGGCCUUGGUAUUGGCUCCGCUGGAGCAUCGGUCGCUGGAGACAUCACGCCUUCGGCAUCUAGGCCUGUAUCGCCUGCGCUCACUGCAACUUCUGUCGUGUACGAGUUAGACGAGAUCGUUCCUCCUCUCAAGCGUGCUAAAAAGAUUGACGAGAAUGCUAUGGCCAAACGCUUGAAGAAUUUGGAGGAGGCUCAGAAGAAAGUUUGGACAAACAUCGCUCGGAGAGACAUUGCUAAGGUGUACAAGUACGCCGCGAUGGGCUACCAGGCUCGUCAAGGUCAGCUCAAGCGCUUGGCCACACUAUCAUCCAUCCAAGCACGUCGGCCUUUCACGAAAACCGCGAAAGCUCAAAAGGACAUUCAAGCAAAAGGCAAACGCUUGAUGCGCGAGAUGUUGGUCUUCUGGAAGAAGAAUGAACGGGAAGAGAGAGACGUCCGAAAACGCGAGCAGAAGGAGGCCAUUGACAGGGCGAAGGUCGAGGAAGAGAAAAGGGAGGCGGCACGUCAAGCACGCAAACUUGAGUUCUUGAUCAGUCAAACUGAGUUGUAUAGCCAUUUCGUCGGUAACAAGCUCAAGACUUCUGAAGUACAAGGAGAUACUCCGGAAACCUCGACGCCAGUGGGUGCUGCUCUCGAAGACGUUGACCCAUCAGUACUUCGAGAGAUUGACUUUGAUGACGAGGACCAAACCAAUCUUCACCGACAUGCACGGCAUAACGCUCAGGAAGCUAUCGCUCUUGCCAGACAAAGGGCUCAGCAAUUUGACACGCAAGCUGCACUCGAUAGGAAAACGAACGAAGCUUUGAAACUUGCCAAGGCUCAGGCCCACAUCAGGGACGAUGACGAGUCAGGGCUCUCAGGCAUUUCGAAUACGCCCUUGGUUGACUUGGACUCCGAUGAACUCAACUUCCAGAAUCCCACGUCACUCACUGGAGAACUCAAGAUCAAGCAACCGAAGAUGCUCAUGGCGCAGCUGAAGGAGUACCAACUCAAAGGUCUGAAUUGGCUCGCUACGUUGUACGAACAAGGUAUCAAUGGCAUUCUCGCUGACGAGAUGGGUCUCGGAAAGACCGUACAAUCAAUAUCUCUCCUUGCGUACCUUGCUGAGGUACACGACAUAUGGGGGCCAUUUUUGGUUGUCGCGCCAGCCUCCACAUUGCACAACUGGCAACAGGAGAUCACUCGCUUUGUGCCUGGUCUGAAAGCCUUGCCUUACUGGGGGAACGUCAAAGACCGAACCACCUUGCGCAAGUUCUGGAGCAAGAAAGAAAUCAGUUAUGACAAGGAUGCACCGUUCCACGUCCUGAUUACAAGCUACCAAUUGGUUACUCAAGACCAGCAGUACUUCCAGCGCGUGAAAUGGCAAUAUAUGGUUCUGGACGAAGCUCAGAACAUCAAGAAUGCCUCUAGUGUGCGAUGGAAAACACUGCUCGGAUUCCAAUGUCGCAAUCGUUUGCUUUUGACGGGCACACCAAUCCAAAACUCAAUGCAAGAGCUGUGGGCAUUGCUUCACUUCAUCAUGCCCAGUCUUUUUGACUCCCAUGACGAGUUCAACGAAUGGUUCUCCAAGGAUAUCGAGAACGCCGCAGAGAACAAGGGCAGCAAGCUCAAUGAACGUCAACUACGGCGGUUGCACAUGAUAUUGAAGCCUUUCAUGUUACGGCGAGUUAAACGACACGUUCAAAACGAGUUGAGCGAGAAGAUUGAGAUCGAUCAUUACGUUGACCUGUCAUCACGCCAACGUACUCUCUAUCGUGCACUUCUGGCGAAUGUAUCUGUGGUAGAUCUAUUAGAGAAGGCCGCGAACAUAGGGGAUGCUGAUUCUGCUCGAUCACUAAUGAACCUCGUGAUGCAGUUCCGGAAGGUUUGUAACCAUCCCGAGCUCUUUGAACGUGCGGACGUGGUAGCUCCCUUCUCAUUCUCUCGCUUCGGCCAAUCUGGUCCGCUGAACCGUGAAGGCGAUUUCAUUGCCCUUCCUUACUCGACUCAUAACCCUAUUGAGUACCAAAUUCCGGCGUUAUUCCACCAAGAUGGCGGGCUUAUAGAUGUCCCUUGCGAAAAGUCUGGUUUGCGUAGGCGAUCGGACUGCACGAGUACCCUUUUCAAUAUUUGGUCGACGGAGUGGAUACAUCGUUCGACGUUCGACGAUAUUGAAGGUUCACCUGCGUUCGCAUUUCUUCGACUCCUGAACGCCACACCAAGUGAUGUCCACGGUCUUCAGGUGUCUUCCUUCAUGCGCAAUUGGCUUCGGGCUCUUGAGGAAGAAAACAGGAUUGUUGAGGACAGAGGGAUCUCAUCGGAAGCAGAAUUUGCAGCUCAUGCUUGCGCACAUCCAUUCAGCAUAAGCCCCCGUCUCUCUUUGAGCCUGGAUACCGCAGAAGGCCUGCCACAUCUUCUCGAUAUAUCUUUAACAGCUUGGCAGGGAUCUAAUCUAGCUCGACCGGCCUUGAAGUGGUUUGUGCCGCCGGCUGUAGCACCUCCAAUUUCUCUUUAUUGCACGGAUCGGACGUUCAUAGAGCAUCAAGUUCAAUUAUUGGAGGCACCAAUCGAAUCGUUAGCAAUCUACGGUCUCCCUCAGCACUUCCGAGAUUUGCCUACCAUUGAUCAGGCAUACCAUACCCUAGUUCCUGCUCUGUCUUCCGCAGGACUUGUCGGAAGUUCGCCUUCAGACCAGCUACCGUCUUCAAGCAUACAAAUACCAGAGGCAAAGAGACUUAUAUAUGACUCUGCUAAACUCGCUCGGUUAGAUGCCCUCCUUCAGGAGCUCAAGGCGGGCGACCAUCGUGUCUUGAUAUAUUUCCAAAUGACUCGUAUGAUGGACCUUAUGGAGGAAUAUCUGAUCUAUCGCCAGUACAAAUAUUUACGUCUCGAUGGCUCAUCGAAGCUGGAAGAUCGACGAGAUAUGGUGAUGGAUUGGCAGACACGCUCGGACAUCUUCAUAUUUAUUCUAAGUACUCGCGCGGGUGGUCUCGGAAUCAAUCUGACCGCAGCAGACACUGUUAUUUUCUACGAUCACGACUGGAAUCCGUCAAACGAUGCGCAGGCUAUGGAUCGCGCUCAUCGUCUUGGUCAGACGCGCCAAGUGACUGUCUAUCGCCUGAUCACGAAAGGCACCAUCGAUGAGCGUAUCAUUCAGUUAGCUCGUGUCAAGAAAGAUGUACAAGAUAUCGUGGUCGGCAACAAAAACUUCACAGACGUCACGAAACCCAGCGAAAUUGUCCAGCUUCUCCUCAACGAUGACCAGCUCGCAAACCUUGAUAGUUCGAAUACUUCGGGAUCCUCUUCGAAGAAAACAGGAAAACAAGCUGUGGGGGUUUCACAAGGCCCUUCUGGUGAUACUAUGCGAGAUCUUUGGAAUGAAGAAGGCGAUGACUUCUUUGGCCAUUCCAGCAAUAACAAUGCUGCUGCUGCACCGCCUGAGGGCGGGGAAGAAGAGGAGGGAACAACGGUGCCAGCCAAAGGAAAGAAGCGGAAAGCUAGUGCGGCACGUCCGCGAAAAACGACUGGAAAGGGGAGUAGAAAGAAGGAUCCUGGAACGGGGGAUGUGACUCCUGCUGUUGACGCUGAGUGAUUUUCUGUCUUUGUUGCUUUCACCUUUGCUUUGCUUUGUUCACGCACAUUACCAACUUCUGUAGAUUAAUUCAACUCCGUAUGUCAAUGUAGGUCUGGCAUUUAGUUACUUAUUGCAUGUCCUUAUAAUCUGUGUUAUUUAUGUGGAACUAUGAUCAGCGUGAGAAAUCUUAGAUAUGUAUCCAAUUGCACAAGUCAGUCACGUACUACAC